Messenger RNA from Dermacentor albipictus, 1961 nucleotides. RefSeq lists its product as uncharacterized. The record is from RefSeq and is a predicted model, not a curated record. Lineage: Eukaryota; Metazoa; Arthropoda; Arachnida; Ixodida; Ixodidae.
CUUUAUUCUAUGGUCACUAUGGUGUCAGCGUAGAGCAAGUAACUUCUUUCUCUAUGGUACAGCGAAGGGCGAGCCACAUCCGUCUCGCGUGCUCGUCUUUAUUUAGACAGGGGUUCUCGGAUGUGGUGCUACGGACAACUCGGGAAAACGCGCCGCACGUGAGUCGAGCGCUCUCGUGAUCGCGUUCUAUUCCACGUGAGGCUUUCAAUGCAGGCUGUUCUGUCUUGCACCGAGUUGGCGGCAGCAGCGCGUCGAAAGCAUGCCCGCCACGUGCCACCAGCUGAAGCUUCAAGUGUGGUGGAUCCUGUCUGACCGCAGAGAAAGCCACGACAGGUACCUUGACGAGUACCGAGUCUUCUUCAGCGAGCAGGCCCUGUUGCUGGACGUCGACGCAACAUUUUCGUUCAGCAAGGUAUACCACGAGCCCAGCAGGAACUUCUAUGAAGAGCCAAUCUACCAGCUGGACUGUACCAUCGAGUGGCCCGGCAUCACCUGGUUUGGCCCAUCUGCGAAGCACCUGCAGGUUGGUCGCGCGUGGUGCAAUGCCAGCCGGGAUGAGGGGUGGGACAAGGCACUGUUCCAGUGGCUGGUGCCAAGCCCCCUCGAGGCCUUUCAGUUGGCCACACAUCCUGUGGAUCGGGACUUGAGGCUCUUGUCACUCUCCAUUGGCACGCUGGUGAAGCUUGCGGCGUACAUUCAGCACCAUACGUUCUUCGCGUCUGUCCUUCAUGGCCACCGCAACUAUUGGGUGCGCGCAACCUUCCAGCACGACCAGCGCACCCUGCACGUUGAUCUGCACCUCAACCACCAUAGUGGCUGCGAAGAUCGAAUCACCGAGUACCGAUUUGUCGUGCCCUAUCUCAACAUCCUCAAGGUGCCGAUCAACGAGAGGAACCGCUUUGUCGAGCUCUACCUUCACCUCAAGAUACCGGGGAUGCUGAUGAGCGAAGUGGUGAACGGCCUUCCAUCGAGGCCCGGCAGCGCAGGGGCUCUGCUCCGCUGGGAGCUCUAUCUUGCCGUUGGGUGCAACUGCAUCGGCGGUGCCGUGUAUACGGCCUCCCUCUGCAGAGGCCUCUUCCUCAAGCUGGUCAUACAGGACCGAUCCCUUGCGAGGUGUGUGGUUCGGAGGCUCUCGCAGUGGUGCUCCCAUGGGGCCCUCAUCUGCUACGCACCCAUUCGAACCUACUGCCCCGACAGUGCAGCGGUCCGGUGGACCCACAAGGUUCAGGAGCGGGUCGAGACGAUGGAGAGGACUCUGCCAUUUCCCUGUGCCUACGCAUUCAAGGCGGCCCUCCACAUCACCUUUGAUGCCCUUUACCAGAUGGUCCUCAUGUCCGAGUCGGAAUUUGACAAGCUGGUGAGGGAGAUCGAGAGGCGAUCUGAGAAGGAGGCGUUAGUGGUGGAGCGGGCGCACAGCCCGAGUUGCGUUCAGCAUCGAUGCAGGCCAUUGCGUGGUGUUUUCACGCGCCUUCUAUCCCGCCUGCAGCCUGUUCCACGACGAGAAGCCGCCACAGCUGGCCCAUUGCACCAGCCUCCUAUGCAGCGCGUUUGUCACACCAGGCCGGCUCAUUUUACGUCCCGCACAGGGCCGACAACCUGGACAAGCUGUCGUACACGCUGAAUCUGCACUCGGCUCGGCACACUAUGCUGAACGCCCUUGUCGGAACCUUCCUGCAUCAGGGAGUGUGUGUGUGCACCCGAAAAAUCAAGUUCCUGCCGUCUUGCACGAGCCAGCUCCCUGACCCCGGCUGCAUAAUGAGAAGAGCCGUUUAUGCUUGUUAGUUGUGUGGGGCAAUAUAGCGAAUGUUUUUGGAUAUUAUAACAAAUUCUUUUUUGUGUAAGAAAUUUAUUUAUAUGAAAUUUUAAACGUGAAGAAUAUUAAAGUGCGACUUACCUUACGAAUUUUUAUGUACAGUACCAGUUUUUAAGUGUGGUGAAGUAAUAAGUGUGGUGUAAAUAAA